Metarhizium album ARSEF 1941 is the source of this 1065-nucleotide messenger RNA. RefSeq names its product lipase/thioesterase family protein. The coding region runs from base 1 to 1065 and encodes 354 amino acids. The transcript is spliced from 4 exons. NCBI's taxonomy places the organism in Eukaryota, Fungi, Ascomycota, Sordariomycetes, Hypocreales, Clavicipitaceae. The record is from RefSeq and is a predicted model, not a curated record. Gene Ontology annotation, molecular function: hydrolase activity.
AUGGCCCCCGCCACCACCGGAUAUCCCGAGCCGACCCUCUGGCAAAAGCUCGACGUGCUCCCGGCCCUCGGAUCCCUUCUCGCCUCCGCCGCGUCGGCGCUGCUGACGGGAUGGCGACGCGGGCCCGACGCUGAGCCCUCGCUGUAUCUGCACGUCGUGUACGCGGCCGUGCGGAAGCUGGUCGUCCGGCUGUCCACGCCUCAGCAGCAGCAGCAGGCCAAGGCCUUCAACCUGCCCCAGCGCACCGUCGAGCUGGACCACGGCGCCAAGGGCCACUGGAUUGGAGACGCGGGCGCCAAACACGUCCUCGUCUGGUAUCACGGCGGCGGCUUCAACCUGCCCGCCCUCAGCGGCCACCUCGCCUACUUCAUCAAGCUCGUCCAGGCCCGCCCCGGCAACGACCUGGCCGUCUUCUUCCUCACGUACACCCUCGCCCCGACGGCCACGUACCCCACGCAGCUGCGGCAGGCCGUCCAAGCCCUGCGGCACGUCGUCCACGAGACGCGCCGCCGCCCCGCCCACGUCGUGCUCGGCGGCGACUCGGCCGGCGGCAACCUCGUCUGCGCCGUGCUGUCCCACCUGGCCCACCGCCACGACGACGUCGACGAGCUGCCGCUCAGCGAGCCCCUCGGCGCCGCCGUCAUGAUGGCCCCCUGGACCGCCCUGCGCCGCGGCGCCGUCCAGCUGAGCCCCCGCGGCGGCGCCGACAUCCUCGACCCCCCGGCCCUCGAGUACUGGGCCGCCAACUACACGGGCUCCCGGGCCCCCGACUACUACACCGACCCGUCGACCGCCCCGCCAGACUGGUUCCGCGGCCUGCCCGUGCGGAGCGUCCUCGUCCUGGCGGGCCAGAACGAGAUUCUCCUGCCCACCAUCGACGCCUUUGUCAAGACCCUCGAGGCCGGCUACGGCCCCGUCGAGUUCUACGUCGCCGAGAGGGAGGCGCACAUCGCGCCCUUUGUGAACCUCACCUUUUACCACGGCGCCCCGACCGGCCAGGGCACCAAGUUGCAGUCUUGGCUGGACGAGCGCGUGGCCUCGGGCAACGACACUCCCCAUUUGUGA